Molecule: messenger RNA, 1687 nt
Organism: Hippopotamus amphibius kiboko
Lineage: Eukaryota; Metazoa; Chordata; Mammalia; Artiodactyla; Hippopotamidae
Gene: SLC35E4
Product: solute carrier family 35 member E4
Exons: 3
Coding region: 4-1140 (378 amino acids)
Cellular component (GO): membrane; Golgi apparatus
Molecular function (GO): antiporter activity
Source: RefSeq, a predicted model, not a curated record
CGGAUGUGCCGCUGCCCGCGGGAGCACCAUGACGGCAGGAUGACCUCAGCUGAGGCAGUGGCGGUGGCUGGCGGUGCUCGGUGGGCCGGGUCCCCCGAGUGGCCCCCUGACACCCCGCAGGCCCUACGACGGCCUGGCCGGGCCCUGGUGGCCGUGGCAGCACUGGUGUGGCUGCUGGCGGGAGCCGGCAUGUCGAGCCUCAACAAGUGGAUUUUCACGGUGCACGGCUUCAGGCGGCCUCUGCUGCUCUCCGCGCUGCACAUGCUGGCAGCCGCGCUGGCAUGCCACCGGGGGGCGCGGCGCCCCAUGCCCGGACGCACCCGCCGCCAAGUGCUGCUGCUCAGCCUCACCUUCGGCGCCUCGAUGGCCUGUGGCAACGUGGGCCUGAGCGCUGUGCCCCUGGACCUGGCGCAGCUGGCCGCCACCACCACGCCGCUGAUCACGCUGGCCCUGUCGGCGCUGCUGCUCGGCCGGCGCCACCACCCACUGCAGUUCGCGGCCAUGGGCCCGCUCUGCCUGGGGGCGGCCUGCAGCCUGGCUGGAGAGCUCCGGACACCCCCGGCUGGCUGUGGUUUCCUGCUGGUGGCCACCUGCCUCCGUGGCUUCAAGUCCGUUCAGCAGAACUCCAUGGGAGCAGAGGAUGAAAGUCCAGGAAGAGGAGUGCCCAGCAGCCAUGGGCAGGUCCAGCAGCUUUCCUCCUUCCUGGGUGCCCUGCUGCAGGAGGAGAGGCUGGACGCGGUGACCCUGCUGUACGCCACCUCGCUGCCCAGCUUCUGCCUGCUGGCAGGCGCGGCCCUGGUGCUGGAGGCUGGUGUGGCACCGCCCCCCGCCCCCACCGACUCCCGCCUCUGGGCCUGUAUCCUGCUCAGCUGCCUCCUGUCCGUGCUCUACAACCUGGCCAGCUUCUCCCUGCUGGCCCUCACCUCGGCCCUCACUGUCCACGUCCUGGGCAACCUCACUGUCGUGGGCAACCUCGUGCUGUCCCGGCUCCUGUUUGGCAGCCGCCUCAGCACCCUCAGCUACGUGGGCAUUGCGCUCACCCUUUCAGGAAUGUUCCUUUACCACAACUGUGAGUUUGUGGCCUUGUGGGCUGCCCGCCAGGGCUUCUGGCGGAGGGACCAGCCUGGCAAGGGUCUCUGAGACCUGAGGGAGCAUAGGGACCACCUGGGACUGCCCGGCCUGAAUCCAGCCUUGGCCAGUGGCCAUGGGAAACGUGGAGAGCGGGCAGCCACUGGGGCUGUAGGGGGAGAUGGGUCUUCCUGCAGGGCCACCUUGGAGGCUGGAGUGGGGACUCCCAGGGAGACCCACCUCCUGUCCCUGCCCGCCUGUCCUCAUCACAGACCCCACUCACCACUGGAUGGUGGGUCCAAGCCCGGCACAGUCACGGUGCUAGUCAGAGUCAUUAUUAUGAUUAGUAUCAACUACUGUGUGGAAAAUUGCUGGCCAAACUUUGAAAACCUCACCGUGUUCUAAUGAUGAAGAUGAUGGUGGUGAUGAUGGUUCUUGGCGGUGGCACAAUCCUUCCUCCAGGAGGUGGGGGAGGCAGCUAGGGGGCCCAGGGAAGGGUUUCUUUGCUCCUGGGCUUCCCUAGGGAGCUGGGGUCAUUUGUGCCAACUCCAGGCAGCUGCUGUGGCCUCAGCCCUGGGCCCCCCAAUUUUGGGUCUUCCGUCCUCAAAUAAACUAUUUU